Messenger RNA from Caenorhabditis bovis, 459 nucleotides. Lineage: Eukaryota; Metazoa; Nematoda; Chromadorea; Rhabditida; Rhabditidae. The record is from the annotation of a GenBank genome assembly.
AUGCGCGAUGAAGACCCUAUUUGGAUAACUCGUAUUCAGAAUCGUGUAAGUUUUAAAAGAUUUUACGAGCGAAUUAACUUGUAUAAAGAACUUGGAAUUGAUUAUAGUCGGCUCAAAAAGUAUAUUAAUUCGUCUGUUGCUCCGAAAGAUGUAUUUCAAGUAAUGGUAGAAACUUGGAACGGAAAUGAGAGAUGCAUUUUGGUUGAUGAAUGGCAUGUGAAAGCAACCGGACCAGUUUAUGAACGAUUCCUUACCAAAUAUGAGGAUUUGGACUCAAUGAACAAAACCAUGGAGGCGGAUGACACAUUCUCCGCAGCGGCCACAUUUGAGUGGUCUCCGGAAGAUUCACCGGAAUUCAUUGAAAAUUCCGAUGACGAUGAAGGAUCCACCCUUCAACUUGAAAAUGAUUCGCCAUGUUCUAUUGAAAUUUCUGAAGAUGAUGAUGUCGUUAUAAAUUAA